CCUUCUCCCACCCUUUGUUCCCCCUCCCUCAAAAUGCUGUGUGUGCGUGUCUCCCUCCCUCAUAUUGUCUGAGGCCAGGCUUCAAGGAUGGACUUUGCACUGCUGCUCCUGUCACUGUGGGCUCUGGCUGGAACUGUGUCUCUGCAGGCUUCAGGGACAGCAGGGCCGUGCCCAGAGAGGCUGCUGGGAGAGGAGAGGAGGAGGACGUGCCCUCGACCCUGUAAAACAGACAAAGACUGCGGCAACAAGCGCCAGUGUCUGUGUGACGGCCAGUGUGGCCUCAGCUGUGUGGCUCCAGGCCGUACUUGUCCCUGGCCUCUUCCGCCAAGUGAAAACUCAGUUACUCGCCUCCUCUCUCCCACUCACUCCUUUUCUGCUCUGCUGGAAGUGCGUUGUAACCCAGGAUUCACGUUACCUAGUGGCUUGGAUGUGACUAUCCGCCGUUGCCAAGGUGACCGGCAGUGGAGUGGGGAUGAACCCAACUGCACAGAAACUCAGAAACCCACACCACAAGGUGCCCAGACUUGCCCUCUGCCUGAAGAAGUGCUUGACACCUUCAGCAUCCAGGGCAGCGCUGCCGUAGGAACCUCCAUCCGCUACAGCUGUCUGUCUGGAGCGGAUAUAGUGGGAAGCAGUGAAAAUUUCUGUCAAGAUAAUCAAACCUGGCAGUACCCUCACCCCAUCUGUCAAAAAGUGUACUGUCUGCCUCCUCGAGAGGUGGAGCAGGGCUACGUGGUGGCUGUCCAGAAGACAGAAUAUGAAGUGGGCUUUGACAUCCACUACCUGUGUAAAAAGAACUACCUGCUGGAUGGACCCCAGAAGGUCACCUGCCUGUCAAAUGGCAGCUGGAGCGCACCUCCUCCAUACUGCAGAGCCCGCUGCCUCAUUCCUGCUGAGCGAAGCCGCGUGGUGAUUGGUGGAGAGAAACGCUGGCCGUUUGAUGUUAUAGAUGCCAUGGUUCCACAUGGGGAGAACGUGACGUUCUAUUGCAAACACCCUCAUAAGCAUUGCCGCUUCAAUGCAACCCAGACCUGCUUCGAUGGAGCGCUCUACGCACCUGCCUGCUACCUUGAGCCAACCUGGCUGCAGUACAAGCUCUUCCCACAUCGACUGAUCUCAGAGAUUGACCCGUGUGAGCCUGGUUAUGUGGAGUGAUGACCCAUCCAUCCGCCUCAGCCUAAACUCGGCACUCAUGACACUGACUCACAACAUGCACACUCCUUUCUGCUGCCCUGACACGCAACAGUCCCGUACACCGACAUCCCUAACUCUCCCUGUUCACCCUGCAGCCUCUGUUUGAACCUGGAACCGCUGCAUCUUGUGAAAUCCCAAAAUUUUCCUCACUGAAUGUUUGUGUGUGGUUUAGCAGGUUCAUGUGUCUUCCCUGUGCUUGUGGCAUCACGGGUUUGAAUCCUGCUUAAGACCUUUGUCACCUCAGUCUGCUGCGUACUAUGAAAAACUGCAGGCAAAAGACUAACCUUUAAGCCCCUCAAGUAUUUCUUUGCUCCCUCUUCCAAGCGUGAGCCAGUUCGUAUAUUAGAUGGUGACACAUAUGUGAUGAUGUAUAAUACAGUAAUACAUGUUAUACCAUUUAGUAAUAAUACCUUCCACAUAGCUUGUGAUGUGGCUAUGCCUUGACUCUGUGAUCUCUCUCACUGUGUGAUCCUCGGCUUGUUGUCACUUGUAUGUUUUGUUGUCAUCAGCCUUUUCUUUCCUCCACUGACUUGUCACUGACGCAUCAAGUCUUGAGGCUUGUAAGUUUUAUUUGAUGUGAAGGAUUCGAAAUAAAACAAUGUCAAAAUG
Myripristis murdjan (pinecone soldierfish) is the source of this 1803-nucleotide messenger RNA. RefSeq names its product ntl-dependent gene 5 (gene ntd5). Gene Ontology annotation, molecular function: peptidase inhibitor activity. The transcript has 8 exons. The record is from RefSeq and is a predicted model, not a curated record. Gene Ontology annotation, cellular component: extracellular region. The coding region runs from base 88 to 1155 and encodes 355 amino acids. Lineage: Eukaryota; Metazoa; Chordata; Actinopteri; Holocentriformes; Holocentridae.